AUGCUGCUGCUCGCCCUGAGUCUCUGCCUGGUUACUGCCAAUGGACUCCUUCCUGAAACUUGGACAGCUCCCGGUGAGGACUCCCGGUCGCACGCGCCCACAGACGCAACCGUAGGACAAAAACCGACUGUGCUGAGCGACCUGUUCAGGGAGGUAAAGAAACUGGCAGAUGGCACGCAGCUGGAGGAUGCAGGGCAUCAGCUGGACAAUGGGAGCGCAAAAUCCAUCCAGCCCAUCCAUAACAUCACCUCAAAUUACAGCAACGAAAGCAGCUCGGAGAUUGUUAGCGGAAAUCAAUCCGCCCCUGCUGCUGUGGAGGCGAUCGAUAAGACAUCAGACAACGUAACCGGGGAGAUCCACAUGACCAGAAGUGUUAACCAGUCCAGCAGCAAGGAAAAUGACAUUGAUCGUGAGUGUAUUACUGAUGAGGACUGUGAGAAGGGUAAAUACUGUCUCUACGAUGAACACCACUCCGAGUGUAUGCCUUGCAAGCAGUCAGAUGCGACCUGCAGGAAAGAUGAGGAGUGCUGCGAGGGCCAGCUGUGCGUGUUGGGUCAGUGCACGAACGCGACUAAAGGGGAAGCGGGAACCAUCUGCCAAGAACAAAACGACUGCAACAGCGAUCUGUGCUGUGCCUUCCGUGAAGGUUUGCUUUUCCCAGUGUGUAGCCCCAAACCCAAAGAACGCGAGCCCUGUCACAUCUCCGCCAAUCACCUGAUGGACCUGCUGUCAUGGGAUUUAGGACACCGGAGUCCCAAAGAACAUUGCCCCUGCGCUGGGGACCUGCAGUGCCAACAUCUGGGUCGCAGCUUGGUGUGUUUGAAAGGUCCGACCUCCAGCGAAGAAGCUCUGAGCGACACGCUGUACUCCGAGAUCGACUACAUCAUCUAA
This is a messenger RNA of Neoarius graeffei (lesser salmon catfish), 891 nucleotides long. RefSeq names its product dickkopf WNT signaling pathway inhibitor 3a (gene dkk3a). Gene Ontology annotation, molecular function: receptor antagonist activity; co-receptor binding. The record is from RefSeq and is a predicted model, not a curated record. The transcript is spliced from 7 exons. NCBI's taxonomy places the organism in Eukaryota, Metazoa, Chordata, Actinopteri, Siluriformes, Ariidae. Gene Ontology annotation, biological process: multicellular organism development; negative regulation of canonical Wnt signaling pathway. Bases 1 to 891 code for a protein of 296 amino acids. Gene Ontology annotation, cellular component: extracellular region.